Salvelinus fontinalis (brook trout) is the source of this 1398-nucleotide messenger RNA. RefSeq names its product voltage-dependent T-type calcium channel subunit alpha-1G-like. Gene Ontology annotation, cellular component: voltage-gated sodium channel complex; voltage-gated calcium channel complex; neuron projection. Lineage: Eukaryota; Metazoa; Chordata; Actinopteri; Salmoniformes; Salmonidae. The transcript is spliced from 6 exons. The record is from RefSeq and is a predicted model, not a curated record. Gene Ontology annotation, molecular function: voltage-gated sodium channel activity; low voltage-gated calcium channel activity. The annotation marks the transcript as partial. Gene Ontology annotation, biological process: sodium ion transmembrane transport; calcium ion import; neuronal action potential.
GAGGGGCGGUCGGUCGGUCACGUGGUCCUGCCUUUUCACCGGGUGCGGCUGAACUCGGGUUUGUGACUCGCGCUGUUAGGCUUUUCAGAGCGGAGCUGGUUCGGGCAUGCAGGAGAACACUCUCCGUUACCGGCUGGCUGAAUGACCGUAUGUUUUGGUUCGAAAGUUCUCUCUCUGUUCUCUCUGAGACUGCGGUGUGUUUUGAGACAACGUGACUCGUGAGGAUUUCCCCCCGUUGGAUAUUGGGAUUUUAACUGGAGCGAGAAGAAGAGAAGCACUGGCUGGAUAACGGAUAUUACCGGGGAAACAGAAGCACGCAGAUGGAAUACCACGGUUUGGGGAGUUUAGGGAGCUCGACACACCGGGAGUGAAGCUCUCCUUGCGGAUGGACUCUCCUCUAAACGGCUCUCUCCGGUUCAGUCAUGACUGACGGGGAGGAGAGAGAACCGGAGGAAGAGGAAGAGGAGGAGAAGAAGGAAGGGGUGAGGGUCCCUAUACCGGGACAGAGGUCUGAGGGUCGGGGAGAGACUGGUGAGGAAGAGGAGGAGCUCCCGUACCCUUCUCUCUACCCCGUGGUUCUGUUUCGUCUCUCCCAGACCUCCCCACCUCGCUGCUGGUGCCUCAAGGCUGUCUGCCACCCGUGGUUUGAGCGUGUCUCUAUGCUGGCCAUUCUUCUGAACUGUGUGACGUUGGGAAUGUUCCAGCCCUGUGACGACGUUCACUGUCUCAACAACCGCUGUUCCUUCCUACAGGCUCUAGACGACGGUAUCUUUGUGUUCUUUGCGGUGGAGAUGCUGAUGAAGAUGGUGGCUUUGGGAGUUCUAGGUCAGAAGGGUUACCUUGGCGACACCUGGAACAGACUGGACUUCUUCAUCGUUAUCGUCGGGAUGUUGGAGUAUUCUCUAGACGGACACAACGUCAGCCUAUCAGCUAUCAGGACCGUCAGGGUGCUCCGCCCACUACGAGCCAUCAACAGAGUACCCAGUGAGCACCUGUCUGUCUGUCGGUCUGUCGGUCUGUCGGUCUGUCGGUCUGUCGGUCUGUCGGUCUGUCGGUCUGUCGGUCUGUCUGUCUGUCUGUCUGUCUGUCUGUCUGUCGGUCUGUCGGUCUGUCGGUCUGUCGGUCUGUCGGUCUGUCGGUCUGUCGGUCUGUCUGUCUGUCUGUCUGUCUGUCUGUCUGUCUGUCUGUCUGUCUGUCUGUCUGUCUGUCUGUCUGUCUGUCUGUCGGUCUGUCGGUCUGUCGGUCUGUCGGUCUGUCGGUCUGUCGGUCUGUCGGUCUGUCGGUCUGUCGGUCUGUCUGUCUGUCUGUCUGUCUGUCUGUCUGUCUGUCUGUCUGUCUGUCUGUCUGUCUGUCUGUCUGUCUGUCUGUCUGUCUGUCUGUCUGUCUGUCUGUCUGUCG